Corapipo altera (White-ruffed manakin) is the source of this 742-nucleotide messenger RNA. It is a transcript of the gene ATP5PO, whose product is annotated as ATP synthase peripheral stalk subunit OSCP. Bases 44 to 673 code for a protein of 209 amino acids. Gene Ontology annotation, cellular component: membrane. The transcript has 7 exons. Gene Ontology annotation, biological process: proton motive force-driven mitochondrial ATP synthesis. Gene Ontology annotation, molecular function: proton-transporting ATP synthase activity, rotational mechanism. The record is from RefSeq and is a predicted model, not a curated record. Lineage: Eukaryota; Metazoa; Chordata; Aves; Passeriformes; Pipridae.
CGCCUGCGCCGUGCGCGGUGACCCUGAGCGGCGGCGGGGCAACAUGGCGGCGGCGGCGGCCCUGAAGGUGCGGCAGCUGAGCACGACGGCGGCGAGGCCGGUGUCCAAACUGGUGAAGCCGCCCAUCCAGGUGUACGGGCUGGAAGGGCGCUAUGCCACCGCCCUGUACUCUGCAGCCAGCAAGCAGAAGAAGCUGGAGCAGGUGGAGAAGGAGCUGAGCCGGGUGUGGACCCUGCUGAAGGACCCCAAGCUGUCCAGUGUGGUGAUGAACCCUCACACCAAGGGCACAGUGAAACAAAAAGCCGUGAGCGACGCCUUGGCGAGAGAGAAGAUGUCCCCCAUCACUGUCAACCUGAUGAACCUGCUGGCUGAGAACGGCCGCCUGCGCCACACCCCGGGCAUCGUGUCCGCCUUCGCCAAGAUCAUGAGCGCGGUGCGAGGAGAGGUGGUGUGCACGGUCACCACGGCACAGCCCUUGGAUGAGGCCAACCUGACUGAACUAAAAAGUGCUCUGAAUGGGUUCCUGGCUAAGGGAGAGGUUUUGAAGCUGGAGACCAAGACUGACCCUUCGAUCCUCGGCGGGAUGAUUGUCAACAUUGGGGAGAAGUACGUGGACAUGUCAACAAGGUCCAAGAUCCAGAAACUCACCAAGAUCAUGAGAGAGACUGUCUAGAGAACUGUCCUGGUCUAUUCCCAAGGAAACCUGGCUGAUGGAAACAAUAAAAUUCCUCCUUCUCGAGUA